Sitophilus oryzae (rice weevil) is the source of this 664-nucleotide messenger RNA. Its product is annotated as protein BUD31 homolog. The transcript has 3 exons. The record is from RefSeq and is a predicted model, not a curated record. Lineage: Eukaryota; Metazoa; Arthropoda; Insecta; Coleoptera; Curculionidae. Gene Ontology annotation, cellular component: nucleus; spliceosomal complex. Gene Ontology annotation, biological process: mRNA splicing, via spliceosome. Bases 83 to 517 code for a protein of 144 amino acids.
UUGACAACGACAACUUCACUCUGAAGUUUGUUUUAGGUUUAUUUAUUUAUAAUUUUUACUUGAAAUAUAUUAUAUUAUUAUUAUGCCUAAAGUUCGAAGAAGCAAAAAAGCACCACCAGAAGGAUGGGAGCUAAUAGAACCAACCUUAGAUGAGCUAGAACAGAAAAUGAGAGAAGCUGAAACUGAAUCGCACGAGGGUAAACGAAAAAACGAGUCGUUAUGGCCUAUUUUCAAAAUCCACCAUCAGAAAUCCAGAUACAUUUACGACCUGUUUUAUAGAAGAAAGGCAAUUUCCAGAGAACUGUACGAGUAUUGUUUAAAUGAAAAUAUAGCGGACAAGAACCUUAUAGCGAAAUGGAAAAAACAAGGAUACGAAAACUUAUGUUGUUUAAGGUGUAUUCAAACGAGGGAUACCAAUUUUGGGACUAAUUGCAUUUGUCGAGUACCUAAGGGCAAAUUAGAAGAGGGCAGAAUAGUUGAAUGUGUCCAUUGUGGAUGUCGAGGAUGUUCAGGUUGAGGCCUGAGUUUUUUAUAUACAAUACAUAUAUUUUAAGAUAAAUAAUGAAUAAAUUAUUAUAUUUCAUAAUUAUUAAUAGAUUUAGUUAAUAAAAUAAGACAUUCUGUGACUAGCAAUAUUUUAUUGUAUUAGGCCUACAAAAGUAAU